Molecule: messenger RNA, 1050 nt
Organism: Rodentolepis nana
Lineage: Eukaryota; Metazoa; Platyhelminthes; Cestoda; Cyclophyllidea; Hymenolepididae
Source: the annotation of a GenBank genome assembly
AUGGUGACCCAGUUUUCGACCGACCGCACCGCGCCGCAUUCCUCCAGUUUUCACCUUUUCCCUCUCCCAAGUGAGGAAAAGCAGGCAAAGGCCAACACGGAACACGAGUUGAGUGCCGCUCUGGCUCGCCACGGUCACCACUUGGCUCAGAUGCUUCGCCUCAAACAGGACGAGCUCGAGAGUCAAUUCGACCUUCGCAUGCGAGAAGCCCUUGAGGAACAGAAGGUCGCCAUUGAGGGUGAAAUCUAUCGCUGGAUUCGUCGUAUGGAAGCCAUUGAACACGUAGUGGACUGUCGUGCUGAUAUCGAUCGAGUUGCUAAGGAGACGCAGGCCCUCUGGCUCGCUGUAGAAUCCCUCGCUUUCGCUUUGGAGAUGCCGUUUUCAAAAAUUGGCGCCACAAGCAGUCUGCAACGCCAAUCCGGUGAGUUCAAACCAUUCUAUGUGAGCGAACCACUGGGUAGCUAUGUGGAGACUGUCAAAGAAACUGCUGGCCCAAAUCACGAAUUCGCAGCUGUGGUUGUUGACAGUCUACCCGAAGAGGUGCUAACUAAAGGUGUCUAUACAAGGCAGGGUCUUCUUCAUCGCUUCAAUAAGGUUUAUAAGACCGCAUGCAAUGUCGCACUAGUUGGCGAAACUGGCGGAUCAUUGUGGAGCUAUGCCAUCUCUUGGUUGCAGGCCCGUCUACUUUUCGAUAGUCUAGGUCGCAGGCGAAUGCUUUCUAGACUUCCAGGUGUAGGUACCACUCUUCUGACCCCUGAAAGCGAAUGGCCAGAAGAUGAGUCGAAAAUGCCCGAUGCUUUUUGCCUCCUCACAAGUGCUCGUGCUGCUCUGAUGCCCGAGACUGAUACUGCUGUGAAUGUGGACCCCACCAACUCUGCCGAUAUUGAGUUUGCUGUCCAACUUCUUUCUCAACUUCGUGGACAGCCUGCUUCAGUGGCUGCUGACUGGAUCCGUGAUGCGAGACGCUUCCUUGAAGUGCAUCAGGCUGUUCAAGCCCUCUUGUCGUAUGCUACAGCUCAAAAUGUGUCAGUAUUUGAAGAAAGGCUCUAA